AUGGCGAGCGAAUCAAAGCCCUUCUUCCCUCUUUUUUGGCUCCUCUUCUUCCACCUCGCCCUUUUUCCUUCCUCCUUUGCCCUCGAUUUUCUCUUCAAUUCCUUCAAUGCCACUGCCGCUGGCCUCCUCGAGCUCGUCGGCGACGCCCGCGUUGACUCCUCCGUCAUCCGAUUCACCAACGACACCAACCAGUUCUCUAUCGGCCGGGCCUUUUACCGAUCUAGAGUUCCCAUGAGACCCACCUCGAACUCGACCUCGACCUCGAUUUCGUCGUUUUCGACCUCAUUCGUGUUCUCGAUCCUGCCAGAGAUCAGCUCCAGUCCCGGCUUCGGCCUCGUCUUCGUCCUCUCUAACUCAACGGAACCCGCCGGUGCUCUGUCGGGUCAGUACUUGGGGCUCUUCUCCAACGCCACUGUACCCACUGUUGCCCCGCUACUCGCCGUCGAGUUCGACACGGGUCGGAACCCGGAGUUCAAUGACCCCAACGACAAUCACGUCGGCGUUGACCUUAACAACGUUGAAUCGGCGGUCACUAAAAAGGCCGGCUAUUACAACUCUUCCAGCAGCGGCGAUCUCAUCCCGCUGGACAUGCGAAAUGGUCAGAACGUACACGCUUGGAUCGAAUUCGACGGGUCUCGGCUCGAAAUCAACGUCACCAUCGCCCCUGUCGGAGUGUCUCGCCCGCCGAAACCUUUGCUCAGUUACAGAGCCCCGGCGAUGGCCAAUUAUUUGUCUUCCAAAAUGUACGUCGGUUUCUCUACGUCGAAGACUACUUGGGUCGAAGCGCAGAGGCUCUUAGCGUGGAGUUUCAGUGACACGGGCCUUGCCAGAGACAUCAAUACCACGAAUUUGCCAGUUUUCACGCUCCAUACUUCGUCGUCUUCGUUGUCCUCCGGAGCUAUUGCCGGUAUCGUUAUUGCCUCUCUUUUCGUUUUUUUUCUGGCCUUAGGUGUUUUUUACUGGUAUUUCUGGAGGAAGAAUAAGACGAGAGGAGAAGAGGAUGUGAUUGAAGACUGGGAGCUCGAGUACUGGCCCCAUAGAUUCUCGUACGAAGAGCUCAGCCAAGCCACCAAUGGUUUCUCCAAAGACGAACUGCUUGGAGCGGGAGGAUUCGGCCGAGUUUACAAAGGAAGAGUGGUCAAUAACACCGAAGUCGCCGUGAAGUGUGUGAGCCACGAUUCGAAGCAAGGAUUGAGAGAAUUCAUGGCGGAGAUAUCGAGUAUGGGCAGGCUUCAACACAAGAACUUGGUCCAAAUGCGAGGUUGGUGCCGGAAGGGAAAUGAAUUGAUGCUCGUGUACGAUUACAUGCCCAACGGAAGCCUCAAUCGAUGGAUUUUCGAUAAGCCCAAGAAGGUGAUGAAUUGGGCAGGCCGGCGGAGAGUCCUCGCCGACGUCGCCGAGGGGUUAAACUACCUCCACCAUGGCUGGGACCAGGUGGUGAUCCAUCGGGACAUCAAAUCCAGCAACGUUUUGCUGGAUAGCGAGAUGCGAGGAAGAUUGGGCGAUUUUGGGCUGGCCAAGUUGUACACUCAUGGCGAGGCGCCGAACACGACGCGGGUGGUGGGAACGCUGGGGUACAUGGCACCGGAGUUGGUGACGAUGGCGACCCCCACGGCGGCGAGCGACGUGUACAGCUUCGGGGUGGUGGUUCUGGAGGUGGCGUGCGGGCGGCGGCCGAUAGAGACGGCGGCGAAGGCAGAGGAAGAGGAGCUGCUGAUUGAGUGGGUGAGGGAUAAGUACGUGGAGGGGAUGGUGGCGGAGGUGGCGGACGGGAGGAUCCGAGGAGAGUACGCGGCGGAGGAGAUGGAGGCUGUGCUGAAGCUGGGCUUAGCCUGCUGUCACCCUGACCCUGUCCGCCGCCCCAAUAUGAGGGAAGUCGUGGCGGUUUUAGUCGGCGAUGAGGUGGCUGUGCCGAGGGUUUUGUUGCCGGAAUUAGCUCAGGACGGCGGCGGUGAUGUGGCCAGAGAGGAGGCGUCACUACUCCAAAUUCCGGUUUGAAUCCAACUUUGCUGUGUGCAUUUCAAAACUUCCACGGUGAAAUUUGUUUUCUUGAUUCUGGGCAUCGACUGUAAAUCAGUUUUGUUCAUUUGAUUGAUCUGUACAAGAAAAUCUAGAGAAAAAUCUUGGCAUGCUUGUUUCUUUACAUAGGCUAAGGCUGAUGUCUAGAAGAAUGAAGAAAGAAAAUUCAGGCCUAAGUUUUAAGUUA
Molecule: messenger RNA, 2206 nt
Organism: Diospyros lotus (date-plum)
Lineage: Eukaryota; Viridiplantae; Streptophyta; Magnoliopsida; Ericales; Ebenaceae
Product: L-type lectin-domain containing receptor kinase S.1
Exons: 1
Coding region: 1-1998 (665 amino acids)
Biological process (GO): protein phosphorylation
Cellular component (GO): plasma membrane
Molecular function (GO): carbohydrate binding; protein kinase activity; ATP binding
Source: RefSeq, a predicted model, not a curated record